CGCCUUUGUACCGUUUUAAAUAAAAGUGUGACUUUCGCUAUCACGAACAACGUCGCUAGCUGGCAAAGUUAUCCACCUGAUGAAGUCGUUUCCAACCUUCACCUGAAGACGACGACUAGACCGACCGCUGCCGCCUGCUGGAUCUCAAUACGGCCUGGUGAUUGGACGGUUGGAGCCAAGCACUUUGGCUACAUCCUGCAUCAAAAAUCAUUACACAAGAUUAUUUGCCAUUACAUGAACAGAAAACGUUUGCCAGUUUGCUAACAGACAUUUCUAAAGGAUUUCAAAGGGAUGUCCAGUCGAGGUUGUGCGGGUCCCCGGAGGAAGCGGGACAUCGAGGAGCAUCAGAAGGAGAGAAGGCGGGCUCUGCAGGCCCGACACCGAGCCAACCUAGCCACCUUGUUCGAGACACUCAAAACCGUCGUCUGUCCCACAUCCUACAAGAUGCCUGCUAAGUGGAAGAUCUUGGACCAUGCCAAAGGAUUUCUCAAAGAGCAGGAAGCCUACCUGAGCAGACUGCUGUCACUGAAAGGGAUAUUCCUCGGCAAUGAAGAUGGGCCGUGCAGCUUGGAUGAAGUCAGGGCAGAGUACCGGAGGCUGCAGUCACACAGCAGCUCCCUGCGCUCCAGAAGACCUGGCGGUCACAGACGUCAUGGCGGGGCUGACGGAGAGGACCUGAUUGAGACCAGCGAGGAAGACUCUGUGGAGGAGACUCGGGAUGACUCCGCCCCCUCUCAGACGUCCGUCAACUCUCGAACCAACAUCCUGGAGUUUGAAGGGUACUUGUUGUUCUACAGACAGACAUUAGAGAAGUUGAUCUGUAGUGGUGUGCUGAGCCCGGGACAGACUGGGCUGGCUGUAGUAUCUGAAUCUAUCUCAGGCCUGUGGGAUAGCUUCUCUCCAGAGCGCCGGGCAGCCUACCAGACCUGUCCCCCACAGCAGAGCACCCUGGGCUGGGAAGGGCCGGCGGAGAGACCCCCUGAUCCUGGUCCUGACACCCACCUUCACCUCACGCUCCACCCCUCCACUCAGGCAGACAGUCAGGGAGCCUGGUCUCCUUCCUAUGAAGAGGACCUGCUUCAGGAUGCCUACGAUGUGGUGAAGAAAGAGAUGGACUCUGCUUCAGAGGACAGUCCUGUCCUGGCCCCUCCUCGGUGUGAUGACUUUGAGAAGCUCCGGGAGGUCUAUAAGAACAUCAUGUGUUUCCUCAAGACUCAGAUGGUGGAGAAACCAGAACAAAACCAGGACCUGUGUCUGUCUGCUACGAGGGACUAUGAGGAGAUCUUCCUCCAAUGCUCAGAGUCCUUCGACAGUGAGGAGAUGUGAACCACAGGGGGCUGCUGAGGGGAGGACGGCUCAUUAUAAUGGCUGGAACGGAGCGAAUGGAAUCGCCAUGGAAACCAUGUGUGACGUAUUCGAUACCAUUCCACUGAUUCCGCUCCAGUCAUUACCAGGAAGCCUGUUCUCUACAAUUAAGCUGCCACCAGCCUCCAGUGAUGUGAACACCUAUUUGAUGUGCGAAAGUGUUUGUUCGUUGUGAAAUGAAAGACAAAUUUGUGUUACUUAUUAUGACUUGUUAAGUGAUCACCUUUUGUGAUUGUUUUUAUAAAAUGUUCAGCUUUUUUAUUGUUACAGGCUUUCUACCUGUUAAUUAUUAUAGACAUUUUUUAUACUCUGACAUUCAUGUUCAGUUUUUUUUAUAUGAUGUUUUUUACUCAGGUUAGGCAAAUAAUAAUUCACAAGUUUGUGUUUGAUGUGUUUUCAUUGUUCAGCCUUUUUAAGCAUUUUUAAGAAUCACCAUUUCUCCAGCCAGUCUCUAUAUGUGUAUUAAACCCUGCCCCAGAGAGAGUUUUGAUAGCGAGGGAUGGUGGUUUCACAGUCUCCAGCAGCGGUUCCCAAACUAGGGGUCGCGACCCCAUGUGGGGAAGCCUGAUAUGAAAAUGGGGUCGUGGAAGAAUUUCCGAAAUCCUGAAAAAAAUAAAGAAAAAUAAACAGAUUUUUUAAAAUAA
Coregonus clupeaformis (lake whitefish) is the source of this 2009-nucleotide messenger RNA. Its product is annotated as stimulated by retinoic acid gene 8 protein homolog. NCBI's taxonomy places the organism in Eukaryota, Metazoa, Chordata, Actinopteri, Salmoniformes, Salmonidae. Gene Ontology annotation, biological process: cellular response to retinoic acid; meiotic cell cycle. The transcript has 9 exons. The coding region runs from base 292 to 1326 and encodes 344 amino acids. The record is from RefSeq and is a predicted model, not a curated record.